Molecule: messenger RNA, 3455 nt
Organism: Eriocheir sinensis (Chinese mitten crab)
Lineage: Eukaryota; Metazoa; Arthropoda; Malacostraca; Decapoda; Varunidae
Product: SLC2A4 regulator-like
Exons: 4
Coding region: 28-753 (241 amino acids)
Biological process (GO): regulation of transcription by RNA polymerase II
Cellular component (GO): nucleus
Molecular function (GO): DNA-binding transcription factor activity; RNA polymerase II cis-regulatory region sequence-specific DNA binding
Source: RefSeq, a predicted model, not a curated record
GGGAAGCCUGAGAUUAGCAGUGUUGCCAUGCAGGUUGAUGACGAGCGUGUUCUUCCCCCUCAGAGCUCCACCCGGACCAUGUUCAAAUGCACUUGGACGGGCUGCCACGAGAUGACGGCCGCCUGUGACGCCAUCGAGAGACACAUUCGCUCCACACACCUCGGGCGCGAGGAGCUCAUCAGCGACCACAGCGACAGUGACAGCGACGACGAGGACGAUCACGAGGAGGAAUUCUACUGGACUGAGGUCGAGGUCAAUGUCACCACCUGGGUUGACCCCUGUGAGCCCCUGGUGACCCCCACGGCCCCGCCAAUCAGCCCCCCGGCACACCCCGUCCUCGCUGCCCCCCAGAAAGUGCUCACCGCCCCGCCCGCUGCCGCCGUCCCCCCGCAGCCGCUGGGGACCUUCCCGUCGGUGCCCCAGCAGGCCACGUCCCCGCAGUACAUCCACGUGUCCUCCCCGCCCACCCUGAGCCACAUGGACAUGGCUCGCCCGCCACAUGAAGACCCUCGCUACAGACAUGCGCCUGGGGGACCAGUCACCAGCCUCUCCAGCUCCUGGCCCCGCACCUCCACCUACCUGAGUUCUGGCAGAGCCAAGGUCAGGGUGAGCUCCUCCCCCAAAGCCUCGCCCGGCCGGGGGAAGAGGAACGGGGAGAGCCGGAAGUGCCGCAAGGUGUACGGCAUGGAGCAGCGGGACCUGUGGUGCACGCAGUGCAAAUGGAAAAAGGCUUGCAGCCGCUUUGGGGAGUAAGGUACCUGUGGCAGCCACUCACUCAGUGGUUCAUUCAGAAAGUAUCACAUAAUACAUUCUAGCACAUUCAAGGACAAAGGAACAAUCUCUAAAUGGUGUCCUCUGGAGAAGAUGGUGCACAACCUCUUCUUCCAAGUCUUUGAAUAAGUUUAAUGCUGAAGCUUGAGAAGGACAAAGGUCACUCACCAGAAGGACUGUGAUCAGUGUGUAGCCGCUGCUGAUACAUGACAGGCCAGGCAGCAGCCAACUUACAAUGUGUGAACGGAAGCUUUCACUGAUGGACCCUGGAAGGUAGGCUUUAUCCAAGCUUUUAUCACUGCCACUUUGAGGUUUGGAUCACCAAAUGAUAAAGAGUAUAUUUAUUUACAUCAUAUUCAGAGAUAUGUACAUAGUAGAUGUGAGAAGACUAAGAUUAAGUGGUCAUGCAAAAUUAUUAUAAAUUAAACAAUACUGAAUGUUACACUGAAUGUAAACAUUAUCAUAUCUGGCCUAUGCAGUUUCUCGUUCGAAAUUCAACUUAGACAAGACUCCAAAGCAAAUAACGUACAGAUUUAAAACAAAAAACAUCGCGUGUGUGAAACGGACAAGAUCGAGGCUUCCAAACGUGCACCACCAAUGUUUCAGUAGAUGACAGUUGCCAGUGAUGACCAUGAUGUAUGACAGUGUGACUCAAGUAGACUUGUACAUGUAUUUGUGUUCUGUUACGGCAAUGGACUUUUAAGGACGUAUUGCAGAGCAGAGCCUGGGUGAGACAACCUGGAAGUGUGUAUCACUUAAGACGAUAAAGUUCUAAUUUCGCUAGGUUUAAAUAGAACAAGACAGGUACUAGAUAAUGGAGUAUCCUCCUACACCUCAUGACAUACCUAUUAGAAAAUAUUGUAAUGUAAAGUGUUUGAAGAGUAUGGAAUCCAAGCACUUGAAAUGUACAAAAAAGAAGUGUAAUAAUACUUGACGCCCACUGUGAAACUUGCCGAGUUAAUACUGGAGUUACUUUGUUUGAUUUUGUUGAGCCAGGUAAAGGUAAGGCUGGGAACACACGCCAUAGCUACGGGUGCCCUUGGUGCUCUUCUCCGUCUCUGGCCCUUGAGCCUGAGAACCCAUUACCUAUUUAUCGCCCAGCCAUGAAAGAGGAUCAACAGCUGGGUUGGCUGAGCACCGACAUAACCGGUUGGGAUUCAAACCCAAGCCUGCAGGUUCAUGGCUAGGCAAGCUGACCACUGCACCGCGGAGACAGCCAGAUUGAUUGCACUGAUGUUACGUCACAUUGUAUAUUUAACCUCUAUAAAUUCUGGUAGAAUAUGAAAGUACUUAGCCAUGUUCACCCUAGUGCAAACAGAUUACUCUAAAUCCAGAGCUAUAUACAUGUAUUAAACCACUUCAAGAAUGUGAUAAGUCUGUUAUACAUUUUUUCUAAGUUGCAUUAUUGUGUGCUGCAUUUAAUUUUCUUGUGAUUCAAAACUGGUGCAGGAUGGGGACUGCCACCACCACCACCACCACCACCACCUUCACCUUGGAGGGUUUACCCACUCAAUGUCUGCCAAACACCAUGUGAUUUUUAUCUUUUAACCUGGUAGCAGCGGGAUCAUGUUUCUUAAUGGUCUUAAGAGAAAAGUGAGAAAAAAAUCACCCCUCACACAAACCAUUUCAUAAUAUAUAUCAAAGCAUUUGUGAUCAGAUUACGUAUCGUCUAUUUUGGGGGGUUUAUAUCAUGGCACAAAUUUGGCCCGUUGCUGCUACACAGUAAAGCCACAAAUUUGGCCCGUCGCUGCUACACAGUAAAGUUACAAAUUUGGCCCGUCGCUGCUACACAGUAAAGCCACAAAUUUGGCCCGUCGCUGCUACACAGUAAAGCCACAAAUUUGGCCCGUCGCUGCUACACAGUAAAGCCACAAAUUUGGCCCGUCGCUGCUACACAGUAAAGCCACAAAUUUGGCCCGUCGCUGCUACACAGUAAAGCUACAAAUUUGGCCCGUCGCUUCUACCGGGUUAAAUAAUGUUGAAAUGCUAACAAAAGCCGAGAGAUUACACAGCUCACUAUGACCAAAGUAGAAAGCAUCUCCUGUCUCCAUGUACACUGCUGCUGCAACAGACAGUACCUUAAUGUAAGAAAAUUGAGCUUGUCAAGAAUGGAACGAAUACCUGUAACACUGGCUUGUCCGUGGCAAGACCUGCUGACUGAAAACAUUUUUUAUUAUGAUGAAGAAUUUGAUGCAUAAUAUUCCAGCACCAGGCAACAAAACGCCUUGUCACAUACAUGAUAGUGCUGACAUCCAACAUCAAAAUUGGCUGUCUAAUAUGCAAAAUCCUUUUCUUUCUGAUAACCCUGCUCUCCAUAGUAAAGGUGUUCAUGAGUGGGUAAAUUAUUACAUCUAACUUACAAUCUUGCAUGGUCAUCAGUCUCCCACUCCUGAUCAUGGUUGUGGUACUCCGCUGCUCGCCAGGAGGCUGGUGACCGCCAGUUUUGAGAGUGGAGGUUGUACGAUCUCUUGCUACAAAUUAUCUUUUGAUACUAAGUCUUUCAUUGUGCCAACACAGGACAUUAACUUGUGGUUUCCGUUAGCCAUCGUGCAUGACCAAUAAACCUUUCCUGUUAGGUUCAGUAGGCAGUGGCGGGAAUGCAGGGGUGGCAGCUGAUCCCUCUGGAAAAAGACAGAAAAUAUAGCACAAUAAUAUUAUUGUGAUCACAAUGACAAAACUGUAAA